Messenger RNA from Mixia osmundae IAM 14324, 2178 nucleotides. RefSeq lists its product as uncharacterized. The coding region runs from base 1 to 2178 and encodes 725 amino acids. The record is from RefSeq and is a predicted model, not a curated record. Lineage: Eukaryota; Fungi; Basidiomycota; Mixiomycetes; Mixiales; Mixiaceae. The transcript is spliced from 3 exons.
AUGGAUCAGGAAAUGAAGGACGUCGCCUGCUUGACCAGACAGUGGGACCUGCCGACCGCCCUGUAUCCACUGACUCCGCUAGCUAUACCUCGAUGGACCAAGUUUGCAUUGACAAAAGGCGGUAUCGGUACGGCCAUCGCAACGCGCUCGCACCUCGCUGAGAGUGAAGAUGAGCUCAUGUUCUUGGCCGAUGAACACAUCGUCAUACUUACAGAGCUACCGAGUCAUGUGCGGCCUCUCUCUGUCGCAUCGACGCUCGAUGAAGAAGCGCAAGAGCCUCGCUUAUAUUAUCUUGGCUACUGUCUCGGCGUGAUCGGUAUUGUCGACGCAAGAUCAAUCGAGAUCCAAGGCAAACUCAAGCGGCCGUACUUCACACGCAGAGCACCGAGCACUCCCGUCAUCCUGAAUUCGACAAAUCUGCACGUCACACCUGUCACUGAGCAGUCUGAUCUGUCGCUAUGUCCGAGCGAAGCUGCAUCAAUGCUCGCUUCACCCCAGUGUGCCAGUCCAGAGCAGCCAGCAUUUAGCAAGUCCCCAGAAGCUCUGCUUCCUCCCACACGCUUUCAUGAGCUACACGACAGCGAUGCCACCGCUGUCGUGACAGUCAUUGCCCCAGACGAGCAAUCCUUCGUCGAUCUUAUGCUCGCCGAUACAUCAGACGUCCGGCGCUCCGCGGCGAAAGAAAUCCGCGACGAAUGGUACUUAGACAAACUCGCUGCGGAAGCUGUGGAUCUUCUCAGGCCGUCGACAGGCGACUUUCUGCCAGCCCUUUCGCCGCUCGACGAACUGCUCUCAGUCACACAACGGCAGCAAGUGCAUCAGCCAGCCCAAGGUCUCCGGCGCUGUCAUUCAUUCUCAGAAGUGAAGCAGUCGACCUCUUCGAGUCUUGCGCUGCCACCUCGUCAGCUCAAACGACGAUCUCGGUCUUUCUGUGAGCAGUCAGCACGAUGUGACUCUGCUCGAGCCGUGUCGCCUUCCUCGUCGCGCUGCAUUGAGCCGCCGAUGUUCUCGGCGGAUAUCUCAGUUAUCUCGACAGCCCAGACAUUAUUUCAAAGUCACGAACAGGAUACCAGCUUCGAUUUUGUGCACUCGCCUACCAUAUCAGACGGCGACCCGAGCGAGAUAAACGCUGUCAACUUUCCUUGCGUAGCGCUCGAGUCGAAGCGAUCUUUGCGCAAGUCUGCAAGUUUCAGAUCAUUAUUGACCAAGCGACCAUCCUUUCUCCGAACCGAACCAGCAAGUAAAUCACAUAGAUCAUCGUCGCAUAAGCGCACAGGAUCGGUGGCAUCAAGCUAUGUGGCUAUGAAUACGAGCAAAAUUCAGAAUGUCUCAAAACUCGAGCAAUCGUGGCUCAAGGCCAUUAAGCAAAGUCCGGCAACGACGAAAGCUUCGCGGCCUAUGCGUACAAUGACUCGCAAGGGCCUGCCGAGCUCGAUACGUGGUGUUGUCUGGUCUUAUCUGGCAGAAACCCAUCGAUUCGCUCGACCUGGUCUCUUCGACAAGCUCGACAAGCUCCCGCCGCCUUUGUGCUGGAGUGACAUUGAAAAAGACCUCAACAGGAGCUUGUCAGCCAGGUUCGCAACGACGACGAGCGUAGCAGAGGGGCAUGUCGACCUCGCUCGCGUCCUCAAAGCUUUUGCGCAUCACCUGCCUCAUAUUGGCUACUGUCAAGGAUUGGGUUUGAUUGUCAAUUGCUUCCUGCGCCAGAUGCCGGCAGAAGAUGCUUUCUGGCUUCUUGUCGCUCUUGUGGAGUCCUACCUGCCAGACUACUACUCGACGAGCAUGUCGGGCAUCAAAGUCGAUGCCGCCAUCUUGGGCAAGCUUUUGGCAAAGACGGACCCGAAACUUGCGUGCCAGAUGGCAAAGCAGAAGAUCUUUCUCUCCAUGUUUCUGACACCUUGGCAACUUCCUCUGUUUGUCAGCAUCCUGCCCGAAGAGACACUGGUUCGCGUGCUCGAUAUCUUCUUCUUCGAAGGCAGGGAGACGCUUCUGCGGGUUUCAACUGCGCUUCUCGAGCUCAACAGGCUAGACUUGCUCGACGCAAAGUCGGAAAUGCUCAUGGGACUCCUCCGACCGGCACCAGGAACGCUCAAAUGUGACAUCCUGAUUCCCGCCAUGUUUGCACAGCGAUGGAAGAGCUCCCAGGUUCGUGCACUUCGCAAAUCAGUGACAGCGUGA